Messenger RNA from Penicillium subrubescens, 531 nucleotides. RefSeq lists its product as uncharacterized. The record is from RefSeq and is a predicted model, not a curated record. NCBI's taxonomy places the organism in Eukaryota, Fungi, Ascomycota, Eurotiomycetes, Eurotiales, Aspergillaceae. The transcript is spliced from 2 exons. The coding region runs from base 1 to 531 and encodes 176 amino acids. Gene Ontology annotation, molecular function: protein binding.
AUGCCAUUGCACAAGAACCAAUCGCUGAAGAACGAUCUUUGGCACUUCGAGAUGGACGAGGGCGGUGUUGGUAGUGGGUGGACCGAACUCGACGCAGGAGAAAAUGUUACCAACAGUCGCCCAAGUCAUGGCGCCAGCUGCAAUGUCCCGGACCUACAGAAAGGCUAUUACUGGGGAGGCAUAACUCGGACUGGAGGAAACACUGUGACAGAGUCCUCGGUUACCUACCUUCACUUCCUCACCGUAUUCAAUAUGCAGCAAGAGACGAUGUCGACCAUCCCUGUUCCAGACUUUGUGCCCGUGGUCAACCAGAGCCUCGUGAUUCUCAACACGGCGACGCGUAGCGGUGCUCUAGUGGCCUUAGGAGGUUAUGUCGAGAGGAACGGGACAUUGUCUCUGGCCCGGAUGUCGUCAAUAUACGUGUUUGAUAUCGAAUCGCAAGAAUGGAUUGUACAAACCGGUACUGACUUGAACGGAGAUGCUAUUGAUGACGUCGCACAAGCUGAUGGGAAGAAUCUCGAUCCCCCUUAG